Molecule: messenger RNA, 846 nt
Organism: Daucus carota subsp. sativus
Lineage: Eukaryota; Viridiplantae; Streptophyta; Magnoliopsida; Apiales; Apiaceae
Exons: 1
Coding region: 1-846 (281 amino acids)
Molecular function (GO): nucleic acid binding; zinc ion binding
Source: RefSeq, a predicted model, not a curated record
AUGGUAGAGUCAAGCAAAGGAAGGGAAGGGCAAAUCGGCAUAAGCUACCCAAUGCUCACUAAAACCAACUAUACCGCCUGGGCUAUGAAGAUGAAGGUAUUCUUGCAGGCAUACAAUGUGUGGGAAGCAGUAGAGCCCAAAGACCCCAAGACAGUCAUUGAGGACAAGGCAGACAAGCGGGCUAUGGCGAUGAUUUAUCAAUCUAUCUCAGAAGAAUUGUUGUUGACGCUAGCAGAACGUACGACUGCAAAAGACAUGUGGGAGGCUAUUAAAACGGCUUCUCUGGGUGCUGAUAGAGUCAAAAAGGCUAAGGCACAAACUCUCAAGGCUGAGUUUGAGUCAUUAACCAUGAAAGAUUCAGAACAAUUGGAUGAUUUUUGCUUGAAAUUGAAUGGCUUGGUCGCGAGGAUCAGGGCACUUGGUGAAUCAAUUGGAGAAGCGUAUGUUGUGAAAAAGAUUUUAAGGGCAGUGCCAACAAAGUUUCUACAGAUUGCUUCAGCCCUUGAGCAGUUUGGAAACCUUGAAACAAUGUCCAUUGAGGAGGUAAUCGGCUCUUUGAAAGCUCAUGAGGAACGUCUUUCGGGACAGGUGGAGAGCAAGGAGGGUCAGCAACUUUUGAUGACUGAGGAAGAAUGGUCCAAACAUGAAGCCACAAAUGGAAAGCUCUUGCUUACACGAGAAGAGUGGCUGCAACGAUCAAAUCGAGGUGGAAACCAAAGAAGUCGUGAAAGAAUCGACAGGAGUAAGAUUAAGUGUUUUAAUUAUGGAACAUAUGGCCAUUUCGCAGCGGAGUGUAGAAAGCCAAAAAGGGACAGAGUGCAGCGUGGUGAGGCAAAUCUAACUUAA